Molecule: messenger RNA, 1533 nt
Organism: Erythranthe guttata (spotted monkey flower)
Lineage: Eukaryota; Viridiplantae; Streptophyta; Magnoliopsida; Lamiales; Phrymaceae
Product: sucrose-phosphatase-like protein
Molecular function (GO): nucleic acid binding
Source: RefSeq, a predicted model, not a curated record
AAGCUAUAGCCCAAUAACAGAAUUCGGGCUAAAAUUACAAUUACCCAAUGACUAGGGCGGGUUCAAUCAUUUCCCUCAGUUUUAAACCCGCUGUAAAAUCAGCCACCGCGCCGCCGCCUCUCGUCGCCGACGUACGGUGGCGAUACUUCACCAAAGAAGAUGAAGUCUAAACUCGCAGCUUCCAUUAAUUUAUUUCGUGCUGUUAAUCGCAGUACUAACACACGCAAUACAAUACCUUCAAGAUCAAUGCUCGCUAAUUUGCACCGCCGCCAUUGCCUGAUUAACAGCAGCUUCCAGGCUCAAGGUUUCGAGAUAUCCGAAAGAGCUUUUCACUCUUCUGCCAGCGAAGAUGAUGGUGACGAUUUCUCGGAAUUGGGACCAGAAAGUUCGGAGUGCUCUCUUAAGCAAAUAAAAUUAGUCACGGAGAAACGUGACCGUUUAAAGAAAACUUAUUCAUCGAGAAGAGAUUUGGGUGGUGCGGCUUCUUCGGAUACCAGGCCUAAUUUGAAGGAAAUUGUUGCAUCAAUUGGCAAAGGUUCUCAAACUUCAAAUUCAAAGAUCGUUGGCCAUGAUCAUGCUUCUGCUUUAGCUGAUGGCACUAAGAAGAUCUCUAAUAUAGAAAGUCCAUGCCCUGUAUCCAUUAAGAAUGUACCAUCUACAGUUGGUCUCUCUGAACUCGUGGAAUCUGUUUCGGUUUUCGGAAAAGUUUCUGGUGCUUCCUUUUUAAAUGCAUCUAACGGAUUUAGGUGUUGCAACAUUGAAUUUGAGGAUGUUGAGUCGAGCCAGAGAGCAAUUUUGGUUGGUAAAGUUGCAGUGGGAAGUCAAGUAAUGCCAGUUCAGCCUGUUGAUGCUGUAGACGUAGUUACAAUUAGAAUCAAGAACAUAAACAAAGACACUACUGAUUUUGCCAUACACUCCAGAUGUAAGUCCGUCGGUGAAUUCGUGGGAUUGUCAAGGACAAGCGAGGAUGCUGUAGAUGCCUUCUUUAAUGUGCGGGAUGACAAAAUCCACCAGAACAUAAUCAAAAAGUUAAACAAUACAGUGGUUGAUUGCAAUGCGUGGUCAGCCGAUGUACUCCAAUGUAAAUUGAAACCAACAGAAGAACCCUCGGCUAAGGAAUCUAGAUACAAGCUGGGCUUGCAGAUUGUUGAUCAAUUCACAGAUUUGAAAUGGCAAUCUGUCCUAAUUAAAAUUGACUUGGAGGAUCUCGAGAUUUUGAAUACCAGCAUAAUGCACAUAGAAGACCUGCAUAUCGACUGAGAUUUUGUUUCUUUCGUUGUGUGUAGAAUGUAAUAAAUAAGGCCUUCUAGCUUAGAGUUUUUUUUUCAUUUUUUUAGCAUCUCAUGGAUUGGGAACAAAUUUGUAAGAUUUUUUUUUCAUUUUUUCAUUUUUUUCAUUUUUUCUCCCCUCGUCAAUGUAAGAUUUUUACCAUAAUUUUAGCAUCUCAUGGAUUGGGAACAAAUUUGUCUAGAAAUGAAUUGCAUCGCAGGAGCUGAGAAUUUAUCUACGUUGGUUGUUUCCACUUUCUCGGAU